GUGGAGGUGCAUAGUUCGACAGCUGAUCGCGGUCGGUGGUGCGUCGUGCGCGAUCGACGCUCUCUCUCUCUCUCUCUCUCUCGUCAGUCGCAGUACACGUUCCGUUCGGUGCGUACGCGAUCGACCAGGUCACCCAGGAUCACUCUGGUGCGUGCACGCGUCGAUCGACCGCCCCCGACGAGGGAAGUCGAUAUAUACUCGAGGUGGGAUCGCGACACCGUGGCUUAACCCCAGCGAUUCAGUGCGAAUCCACCAGUGUGAUCUGUGAUAUCGCCUCGUUACCCAGGGACCUUUGUUUCGGAGCACAGAGUUUGACAGGUCCGAGUGCUUGUGACACAUCGAAGAUGCAGAACGUCAUCGUCGUGGUAUGAGUUCGGACGUCGAGGCAGCAGCUGAGCUCACUCUCGUCCGAGGCACCACUGGAUGAUGGCUGAUCUCAAGAACCUCGCUCUGGGCGGUGGCGGAGCAUCCAGAUACAGCGGAGAUGAACAAGUGCAAUUUAUCCCAGGCGGGAGUCACCAGGUGACGAUCAGAUCACCCCCUCCUUCCUUACAUUUGGAGAAUCUCAACAAUGCGGUCCACGGCGGCUCGCAGAACAACCUCCACUGCAGUUGCAACGGCACUACGUCGAACGGUGCUGCGGCGGCGGUAUGCACCGGCGGGGUCCUGGCCAGAAAAGUGCCGAACCACAGCGGCGCUAGUCCUGGACAGGGUAACAAAAGGCCGGCGGUAUCGCUGACGCAUCUUCCGAAGAGGCCGCCGGUCGACGUGGAGUUCAAGGACCUGGCCUACAGCGUGUCCGAAGGCAGGAAGAGGGGAUACAAAACUAUCUUAAAAUGUGUAAACGGGAAAUUCCGAUCUGGGGAGCUAACGGCCAUCAUGGGACCGUCCGGCGCUGGAAAGAGUACGCUGAUGAAUGUUUUAGCGGGUUACAAAACAUCCCACUUGAGUGGAUCAGUGCUGAUAAACGGCAAGGACAGGAACCUGAGGAGAUUUCGAAAGAUGUCUUGCUACAUCAUGCAGGACGACCGACUGCUGCCGCACUUGACCGUUUUCGAGGCGAUGACUGUCUCGGCGAAUCUGAAGCUGGGGAAGGACAUAAGCGCGACUGCCAAGAAAGUAGUGAUCGAGGAGAUAAUCGAAACGCUCGGCCUACGCGAAGCCAGCAACACGCAAACUCAGAAUCUCAGCGGGGGACAGAGGAAGAGGCUGUCGAUAGCGCUGGAGCUCGUCAAUAAUCCUCCAGUUAUGUUCUUCGACGAGCCAACUUCCGGCUUAGAUAGUUCUUCCUGCUUCCAAUGUCUCAGUUUGCUCAAAUCCCUAAGCAGGGGAGGAAGGACGAUCAUAUGCACGAUUCAUCAACCGAGCGCCCGUCUGUUCGAGAUGUUCGACCAUCUAUAUCUACUUGCCGAAGGCCAGUGUAUAUAUCAAGGCAAUGUCGGUGGUUUAGUGCCCUUCUUGUCAUCAAUGGGUCUCGACUGCCCGAGUUAUCAUAAUCCAGCGGACUAUGUGAUGGAGGUCGCAUGCGGGGAGCACGGCGAAUGUGUUCACAAACUCGUGAUGGCCGUGAACAAUGGCAAGUGCAAUAAUUAUCAGCAUCAUCAAGCGGCUAUCGCCGCGGCGCAGGCGGUCGCGAAUAACAUCGCCAAGGAGUCGCCGCAGGAGCAGACGAAGUUGGAGGGCGCAGCUUUGAUACCGAACGGCGUUGCGAAGCCACCGGCCGGCGCGACGAUGAUCAACAUGCCGGUCUCUUGCACAACGUCAUUGUUGGACAGCGCGGAGAGCAUAGAGCAGAAGGUUGGCUUCCCGACGAACGGUUGGGUGCAAUUCUGGAUACUGCUCAAGAGGACCUUCCUCUCGCAGAUACGAGAUAUGACGCUGACGAGAGUGAGAUUGAUUUCGCAUAUAAUCGUCGGUCUGCUGAUCGGCGCCAUUUAUUACGACAUCGGCAACGAGGCUUCGGAGGUCACUAGCAAUGCCGGAUGCGUCUUCUUCACAGUGAUGUUUCUCAUGUUCACCGCUAUGAUGCCUACUAUAUUAACAUUUCCGAUGGAAAUGUCCGUGUUCGUAAGAGAGCAUUUGAAUUAUUGGUAUUCCGUGAAGGCUUUUUAUUUCGCGAGAACGUUGGCGGACUUGCCGUUUCAAAUUGUAUAUUCCAUAGCGUAUGUGAUGAUCGUGUACUUCAUUACGUCGCAACCGCUGGAAACGGAGCGUUUUCUUAUGUAUCUAAAUAUUUGCAUCCUGACAUCGUUAGUCGCGCAGUCUAUCGGUCUGCUGAUAGGAGCAGCAAUGAGCGUGGAGACGGGAGUAUUCAUCGGGCCCGUAAUGUCGGUGCCGAUCGUUCUGUUCUCCGGCUUCUUCAUCAACUUCGACGCCGUUCCGCGAUACUUGAAGUUUCUCUCGUACGUGAGCUACGUGAGAUACGGCUUCGAGGGUGCCAUGAUCUCCGUGUACGGCUACAAUCGAGCGAAACUAAAGUGUUCCGAGUCCUACUGCCACUACAAGAGUCCAACGAAGUUCCUCGAACAGAUGUCCAUGCAGAACGCAGUCUAUUGGGUUGACGUCGUCGCUCUGGUCGGCUUUCUGCUCGUUCUCCGGGUGGUUGUUUACUUCGUGCUGAGACUCAAGCUGCGAUCCCUUCGUUAAAUUCUCGUAGUAGUAGUAUUAGGACAGACAAUAAUUGCGAUCACGUCACGGCCGCUGCAAAACCGUGCUUGAACUGAGACUGUGACGUGAGGAUAUCAUCGAACGUUGUCACGCUUUCACAAACGCAGUCUGUUCGUGCGGGAGCUAUGAGAUAGAUGGAGGAUCGCGCGCGAAAUAAAGUCCGAUCUUUCAGGAUCGACAUUAUCAUGGAUCAUUCGUCGUAUCGGCAACACCAGAGGCGGGAACGGUCGUCGUGCGAGAGAGAUAUUAACGAAGAGAAAGAGAGAGAGAGAGAGAGAGAGAUCAUACAGAUAUGUGAGAGAGAAUAUCGUGGGUCGUCUUUGAUUAAACCAACUGUUCAGCGCGUGAACUUUGAUACAUGAUUUAAGUCCUUAGACAACGCGAGAUACUUUGUUUUUUUUCCUUUUUUUUCCGCCCGCCUCUCUUUCUCUCUAUUAGGAUAAAAAGUUUUUUUAUCAGUUCCACUGGUGUAGCGAAUAAUGCUUGGGAGAGUGCUUCAUUAUUAUUAAUCGUAGGAUCGUUACAGCUUACCGGUACCAAACCGAAUGAUCUCUGCCGUUGACAAAAUGCCGUUGGCAUUUCAAACGUAUUUCGUUCCGAGUAAUGUAAGGAGAUAGCUACCGGGGAGUCAAAGGGAGUCACCGCGACGAUAGCCCGAAGGAAUCCGAGGAUCCUAAAGACGAAUCAUAAUCUUAGGUCGCCUAGGUCGUUUCAAUAAAAAUAGUACAGACAGCAGGAGUUUAAGCUACUCUCGAUCGUGCAUUAAACAACAGUAGGCCGUAACGACGGCGGGAUAUCUGGAUUUUAUCCGUACUGAGUGAAAAUCGCGAAUGUUUAUAGCCAAUUACUACGAACUCGCCAAGGAGCUUUAGGCCCAUACAAGACUCGUGUCCCUCCAACGAGCGCGUUUAAACGCGAACGCGACGAAAUAGUGGUUUCUACCAGGUAGACCAGUAGAGUACACAGAUCGUUAAAACGAGUCUUUUAUUAUUCCCAUCUUAUACAUAGCUCGCUACGUUCACGUUCGACUUCGACGGAUUACUCAGAGGCAAAUGAACCGCGUACUCAUGAUCACACAAUAACGUUGGAUGUACAAAACAGAAGCAAUUGCGAAAACCGAAAGCACCGCUUGCCCGCGAAUAGCGUUUUCGUAUUAAUACGAUAGAUACGCAUCUCACACAUAAUCACAAUCGAUCUUUCUUCAUAUCGUAAUUUCAUCGACGGUUUACCUAAUAGUUACAAUAAUUAAGGGAGAAAGGGGAAAGAAGGGUUUACUGUAAAAAAGCUCACACUUGACCAAUCACUAGCUGUCUGAGCGUUGCUUCUAAGUGCGAGUGCUAAAUAUUGUUACACCUAUCAUAGUACAUAUAUAUAUAUAUAUAUNUAUAUAUAUAUAUAUAUGGCUAUUCGAAUGGUGGGAGAGUUGUAUAGCUGUAUAAAGAAAGGGGAGAUAGUGUGCGUCUGUGCGUUAAUGAAUGUAAUUAUUCCAUUUUUUAUAAAAAUGCGAUUGUUUUUCGCGGCCUAUGCAAGAUUACAUCCUACGAAUUCGUUUAUUAUCCGGGACUGAUAGGAAGACAGCGAUUAAAAUGAUCUCGCAAACAUUUCAAAUUGAUUUUGUACGCAAUAUUGACACAUGCAUACAUACACACACAUACAUAUACACACAUAUACACAUACAGAUGAAACUCGUUGUAAAUAUUUUUAAUCGGGACAGACACAAUCAACGAAAGAAAAUAUAAGAUUAUGGAGAAAACAGUAAUUUACGUACGCGUUUGUUUCAUUACUAGUGUAGGACACAUCAUGUUUUAUUUCGAAGCGGAUGAUUUGUGGAACAUGAAUUACGAUACCUUUUCUGCUCUGCACACAUGAGCGAUAGAUGUAAAUAUGUAACAAUUGUCCCCGUUUUUUAUCUACGUCAAGGAGUGAAUAAUGGACGGAACGGCAAGGCAAUAUGAUUUAUUGCGAAGGUCACGAGGCUUAUAAUUCCGCACAUUAUUUCGCUUGUUAAUCGCCCGCAUUUUCUCUAUUAAAAUUAAAUAUCCCGUUUAUUAGGAUGACAGAUGAAUUUUUAGUUAAACAAAUUAUCCAUUAUGAUCGUUAUCCGUAUAUAUAUAUAUAUAUAUAUAUGUAAGUGAUAAGAAAUUAGUAUUUAUAUUUUGAUAUUAUUUUUACAUUACCAUUUACUUAUUUUAUCGUUACAGACUAUUACAAGUUAAUUGAAUGUCACGGUAACAUUACUUAAGAUUAGUUAAGUACUUAAUGUUAAGACGUUGAGUUUUUAUCGAGAUAAUAUUUUAUAUAUCAGUAACGCGGAAUUAUCGAUGCUAUUGCUGUAUCUGUUGCUAUCUCGAUUGCACAAUAUUUUUUCUCAUGCCGUUUGACUGUUUGGCAAAUUUAGAAGAAAAAAAUUUUGGUUACAUCUUAGCAGAUAUCAAAUAACCAGUGAGAAAUUUGCGCAAUUGUAAUACCCGAUUUAAACCCGAUUUAAUCAUAACGCGUCAAGCGAAUAUUCAUUUAUAUUCCUUUCGAUUUUUCUUACGUUUAGUUCAAAGGAUAUACUUAAAAGCCGCUGAAAAUAUACUUAAAAUAUUCUUUAGAAUUUUUAUAAAUACGAUUAUUAUAUGUAAAAUAUGCAUAUUUUUCAACGCUGAAAUGCGAAACCGAGCGCCCUUUUUCGUUAAAAAAAGGACUCGUGCAUACGCUUUUCGCAUAAUACGACUCUAAUAUUGCAGAAAAAAAGACGUAGACUGGGAAAGGAUAUAUCUGUAUUAACUUUUGGGGUAGUAUAAAUAAAUUUCCAUAUUUUUGGAGUUAUCUUAUAGUUAUUCAUUAUUUGUACUUAUUAUACUAGUCUAAGCAAAAUAUAGUUAUCGCGCCCGAAGUGGGAACAAUUCGACAACGCAAGCAUACAGCUCUAAAUUAUUAUGCGUCUUUUUUUCAUACGCCAUUAUAUCCCUAUUUCUAUACGUUUAUCAGCUGACAAAUGGACAGUACAAUCCGCAUAUUGCACCAAGAGCGUAUUUCUUAAUCAACUUUCUGUGUGCUAUUACAUAGAGCGCCCUUGAUUUGACAUUUUAACCAAAUGAAAAGAGGAUGCAUAUAUUAGUGCGAUUGCGAAACUUGCAGGAGAAAAGAUUCUUGCUCGCCGCGACUGAAAAUUUUAUCGAGACGCGGGUAUUCGUAAAUGCCUGUUGUUCUAGUAACAGUUUUAUACGCGUGAUAUAUCGUUAGUCACAUAAUUGUUGCGUGUUCAGGUCCCGGCACGCUGCUUCCACACUUUGUCCCGGAAAAGGUGCGUGACUUUCAUAUGAAAAUAACGAACCUACCUCGUAAAACGUCUUUCUUUCUAUCUAUCGAUUGCACUCGUCAAUACGGCCGAGAUCUGAACGUGCGGUAUGCCGAUAGCGAGGAUUUCCCCGACAGUUAGCGGUUAAUCUCGGUCGCGCGAUGCAUCGUGCUGUAAUAAUUUUGCGCUUAAAUUCAGCCUCAAGUUUACACAAUAUUGUCGAAUGCUGCACACGUCGCACUCAAAGAACAAGGAGAUCGGGAUAAUCGGCGGACCGAUCACACGAUCGUACCGUGAACAGAUAUUACGUGCGCACUGUGUUCAACACUUCGCGAGCAUUAUCAACGAGCGCGUGAACUUUUCACUUCAACGACGCGACGAUCUCGCGGGGAAGCGCGAAAACGCGAGAUAUAUGUGUGCGUGUGUGUUUGUGUAUAUGCGCAGCAUAUAGGAAAAACAAAAUCCCGUACGUGACUCGCCGCUUUUAGUGGAUUACUAAAUAUCACCGCCACCACAUCUACACACACAUACGCGCAUACACACACGUGGAUGGUACAAUGUACAACGUCACGACCAUGUAUCGCAUAUACCAAAUACGCAGACUUUUUUCAACGUACUGUAAUUUUAUAUGAUGGGAAGAAUGUGUGUCCGUGUAUGAUUGCGCGCGCGCGAGAAAGAGAGAGAGAGAGAGUGUGUACGAAAAGUCAGGCGCAGAAAAAACAUUUUUUUUCUUUUCCAAGACGACGAUGAGAACGGAAUCGGCGCGUCGAUUUGCGCGGGUCACGCGGAGCCGCAUUUUCGUGUGACGGGGAGAAACAUCGCCGACCCUUGACAAACCGACGCUAAAUAAAUAAUACUUCGUAUUUUGGUUUUAGCAAGGGACGUCACGUUUGUACUAAAGCACAAAUGAAUAAACGAUUGUAUCAAUGGGCGAAUCAUUUUCCCUGUGUAAAGCUGAUUCAUCGAGAUACUUUGAAAGUUCUUGUUCAAGUUCGACGUUCGAACGAAUGCUUCUGCCAAAGGGAAAUCAACGAGUGGCACAGUAGAUAAUAUUUUCGAUUAUUACGAUGAAAUAUCUUGAACAACGAUGUUUCGCGUUCCAAGAUUUUUAUGCUUUUGAAUCAUUGUUAUUUCGAUCGACGAUAUGUCGAAAUCACGCGGGCUAUACGACCACCGAUGGUAAAGCCAGGCCAGUUUUAUUUUAAGCAUUCUUUAAAUACACACCAGUGCUACUAUAGUGCUACUAUAGUAUAUACUACUAUAGACUAUACUACUAUAGAUUACUAACUACGUUUUUUCGCUUAUAAGUCUGCUCAAGUCUAGAUAAAGAUAGACAGAGAGAGAGAGAGAGUGGAAUUUUUUGUUACAUCUCAAGCGAUCUAUAUCCUAAAUUAUCCACGCGCUCUUUGCAAAAUUCACACAGGGUGUCCUUAUUUAGCGUCUUCCACGCUCACUUGGAACGUUGUCAAGAUGUCAUUUGAUCCGUAUCUGGUCCGGGUCGGUAGCGAGCGAGCUCGGUGCAGUAUUGCGAGUAUCGCAACACGUUGCACAAGAGCUCUACGUGCAGAUUCUACGUGCGCAGUUCUACGUGUGACGCAGCACAAAAAGUUAGAAAAA
This is a messenger RNA of Dinoponera quadriceps, 7570 nucleotides long. RefSeq names its product ATP-binding cassette sub-family G member 4 (gene Atet). The record is from RefSeq and is a predicted model, not a curated record. Gene Ontology annotation, cellular component: plasma membrane. The coding region runs from base 424 to 2646 and encodes 740 amino acids. Gene Ontology annotation, molecular function: ABC-type transporter activity; ATP hydrolysis activity; ATP binding. Lineage: Eukaryota; Metazoa; Arthropoda; Insecta; Hymenoptera; Formicidae. The transcript has 12 exons.